AGUACUUCGACAGUGAGGCCCAUGCUCUUGAAGAGGAUUGUAUGGAUUCUUUAGGGGUGGAACACAUGAGUUUGGAUGAUAAAAUUAUGUUUAUUGUUGCAAGCAGCGCCAAAGAUGGUUUCUUGCCCCACCAAGGUGCACUGAAUUUUCCUGGCGCUACGUGGAGUCCAUCUGAUGAUGAUGUGGAACCGUUCUUAGAAGUUUUCUGGAAUGGAUUAAACACUAUUAAAAGGAUUGCAGUUCAGGGAUAUACUGUUGUAGAUGGUGAUAACGUUAUGACUGAUUGGAGAAUAUUAACAUUCAAGUUACAGUACAGCGUUGCUCGCAUAGACUAUGUUAACUACAAUGACAAUGAUGGACAACCGGUGACAUUUACAGGAAAUGUGGACAAAUUCGUCACACAGUAUAUUAAUCUGGACCCCAACAUACUGGCAUCUGCUGUACGAUUUGUUCCUCUUACCUGGACCCUGGCCCCUGCUCUACGGGUAGAGAUAUACGGAUGCCCUGUUGGGAAAUCAAAUUCAAAAAUAAGUUCGUUCGUUGAGGCUACUCAGAGUGAUGACUUAUCUGAUACUACAACGGCACUGAAUGCAGUGGACGGACAGAUCACAACAUGCGCUAUAACGAAAAAAGAAGAGUCCCCAUGGCUUACCUUAGAGUUCGAACCACAUGAAAUUCAGGAUAUGAUAAUUUACCCACAAUACAAUGACGAUUGUUUGCAGGCAUGUGAUUUGGCCACAGCAUGUCGUUUCAAAUACACGUACAGUAAAAUAUACCUUGGACAAUCAGAGACACCAGUUGACGAUGACAUAUGUAUGUCCCAGAUCACUGAAUCGAUGCUGGAUUCCCCAGAGGCUUUGUAUGUACAUUGCGAUCAACCAAGACUUGCAACCUAUAUGCACCUAGUUAUUUGGGAUAUUUCGUCCCAGAUAAGCAUAUGUGAAAUUGAUUUGCUUCCUCUUGAAAAUAAAGCUUGGUCAUGUAACGACGAUCUUGGAAUGCAAAAUGGAGACAUCGAAGACAGUCAACUAGAUGCUUCAACAAAUACAGAUGAUAUUCAGAAAGUCCGUUAUGGUCAGGGAGGUUGGUGUGGUGACAUCGAUUCCCCGUCAUGGAUUCAGGUGGACUUCAAAGCUCCAACAUUCGUUAGUCAGAAAGUACGUAUCACUCUUUUAUUACGUAAAUUCUCAUUAGCUGCACACUCGUGUAAGGAUUGGAGAGAAGAUCCUAACUGGUACGUCGGGGAUAAUGUUUACUAUCGCAUUGAUGGAUCGGGCGAGACAGAAUACAAAUUAUGUUGUACGUCCACGAUGUCGUUAGGGGUAUAUGACCAAAACGUGACAACACUGAGUUCUUCAAGUUAUAACGAUGAAGCUCAUUCUCCUGACAUGGCACGUAAUCGUGGAUAUUGCAAAGAAUUGAAUGGUACAAACGAAUCUUUAGUGCAGUUUCUACCGAAUCCUUUAGUAACAUCGGUUGCCUAUGUGAGUGUCAAAGGUGACAACAAUGCUUUUAUGACAUAUUCAAGGUACACUGAUUAUGCUGAGUGGUAUAUGCUUAGAUACCAAGCCGGUGAACGAAUUAAACAUAAAAAACAGUUUUAUAACGAAAAAGACGAGAUGAGAGAAAUUUAUGAGCAAACCGAAAAGUCCGAUUUUUUGAAAAAGGACCAGUUUAGUACUUUCUGGAUAAACUACAGGGUUACAGAUGAUAUUUUCUAUAUUGAGACUGGACGGUGUGGCGAACCAGCUAUUCUACAGUAUGAGGACUCCAAUCCGCUACUGAAUCCAUCCGACCCUGUUUAUUUCGGCUAUAGAAAUUUUGGUUCCGGUGUAAUGGAUUUCAUACUAUGUCUCGAUCAGCCUGGAAAUGAAUGCUGGAAACCAAAUAUGAACUCCACAAGCGACCCAGAUCCAUGGUUAAAGAUCGAAUUACCAGCUGUGACGUUUGUCACACAUGUGGAAACAUUUGGAGGCAUAGUCGAUCGUGUUAUCAAAUAUAAGCUGGGUUACAGCACAGACGAUGAAGUUUAUGAAUACUAUAAGGAAAUGGGACAAGAAAAGGAGAUUUAUGCUAAUGCCUACCCGAUGCAUAUUCAUAAAUACGAACUGUUGAGUCCUAUAAUGGCUAGAUUUGUCAAGAUAUAUCCUACGGAAUGGGAGAACAGCAUAUGCCUUGCCGUGGAACUGUAUGGAUGCUUGGAUGGAUUGAUAAAACCGACUUGUGAUGACUGGUUAGCCGGCGGAUUCAAUAACAAUUGGUAUUGGAUUGGGACGAUGGAUAACUAUACGAAAGAUUUUUGUGGUAUUGUGUACACUUUACAUCAUAUUUUAACCUUGACACUUAAACUUUAA
Messenger RNA from Saccoglossus kowalevskii, 2354 nucleotides. RefSeq lists its product as uncharacterized. Lineage: Eukaryota; Metazoa; Hemichordata; Enteropneusta; Harrimaniidae. The record is from RefSeq and is a predicted model, not a curated record.